UCGUCUGCUCACCAACCGGUCUAAACAAAAUAGGCAACUUCUUAUAGACUGUGUAACGUAGCGGACAAUUUAGGAACACAUUUUUGUUUUAACAUGUUAUAAGCAGGCGUUCCACGAAGGCUUACAUAUAAAGCAGACAUUAUAAAGUCUUGCCUACUUUCUUUGCAGAGAUCUCACAAAAUUAGGUUUUUAUGGACAUUUCUAGUUAUUGUGUAACGUGGACAAUUUUAUCAACCGAAGACAAACAUCUUUCUCAAGGAGGAAAAAAAAAAACAACACGACAUUUUCUUCAAGACGACAAAACUUUCUUCUCAAGCGGCUGUAUACACCAGAAGACAUUACACCAGAACGAGGCUAACUAGAAAUUCAAUGACCCUUUGAUCCAAAACUCAACUUUUACAAACAUGGCUGCCCAACACUGCACUGGAUUUUUAACCUUCACACUGCUACUGGUGACUCUGUACUCUACCAAAGCUGAUAAAGAGCAGAACAAAAUGUUAUCUCUGGUCAAGCCCACUCCUGGGAUAGGAAAACAGAUACUACGUCUGCGGUUCCAGAGGCGGGUCAGCCCCAAGUUCGGACAUAACUUCGUAGGGAAACGCUCUUUUGGACAUAACGUCGUAUGGAAACGCUCGAGCGACUUUGAUCCCACCAGGGAAGCCGACCUCGACCACUUGUCAAUAGACUCGCGGGCCGCGAGGUUCAGCCACAGCUUCGUGGGGAAGAGAGCUGAAGAUCUCCAGGCGGACGAGUUUCUCCGGGAACUUCUCGAGCGGCAGACCAUCGACAAGCUCAACAACAACGACGAUGGGGACGUGGACAUUGAGGAGAGGGCGGGUCCGGGGUUUCCUCACAGCUUUGUUGGCAAACGAUAUGAUGGAGGCGAGUCCUCGGAGGACGAAUCUGAGGACGACUUAAGCGAGGACAAACGCGGUGCUCCCAGAUUUGGGCACAGCUUUGUCGGAAAGAGAAAUUAUGCCGUCGGCAUUUUAAACCGACGAGGCCCAGUCUUUGCACACAACUUCGUUGGGAAGCGAAACAGCGACGACAUCGGGAAUUUCCUAGAUCUAGAACGGAGACGCGUGGGAUUUUCCCACAGCUUUGUAGGGAAGCGCGGGCCACCUGAAGACUUUGAGACAAAGCCUUUCGAGCAGCAAGACGUCUCUGAUCAUUACUUGGAAAAAAGAUCUGCCUCAAUCAGGAAUAAAAGAUCUCUGCGGCCAUCGUUUGAUCAUGCCUUUAUCGGUAAGCGUGACGAUGACACAUUCGAUGAAGAUAUUCCUGUCGACGAACGAGCAACGCCCAGAUUUGAACAUGCCUUUAUAGGUAAAAGAGCGCCAUCAUUUUCUCACAGCUUCGUGGGAAAAAGAGCACCAGCUUUUUCUCACAGCUUCGUGGGCAAACGAGCACCAGCUUUUUCUCACAGCUUCGUGGGUAAAAGAGCACCAGCUUUUUCUCACAGCUUCGUGGGAAAAAGAGAUGAAGCUGUAGAUUCAUUAUUAGACGAUAAUGAUGACUUUUCUGUAGAAGAUUUUGAUGAGGAUGUCGCUAAAAGAGCGCCUAAGUACGCUCAUGCUUUUAUUGGUAAGAGGGAAGCUGGAACCGAACCACGUUUGGAAGAUAACUUGGACGAUUACGAAGAGAAAAGAGCAUCCAAAUUCAGCCAUAGUUUUGUUGGUAAACGGGCACCAGGCUUCAGCCAUAGUUUUGUUGGUAAAAGGUUACCAGGGUUCAGCCAUAGUUUUGUUGGUAAACGGGCACCGGGGUUCAGCCAUAGUUUUGUUGGUAAAAGGUUACCAGGGUUCAGCCAUAGCUUUGUUGGUAAACGGGCACCGGGGUUCAGCCACAGUUUUGUUGGUAAAAGGUUACCAGGGUUCAGCCAUAGUUUUGUCGGUAAACGGGCCCCAGGGUUCAGCCAUAGUUUUGUUGGCAAACGCUAUCCAUCUCUAAAUGACUUUAGCGACAACUUUUUCCCUCUAAAUGAAGAUGACGAAGCAGAAAAACGAAGCAUGGGGUUCAGCCAUAGCUUUGUUGGUAAAAGGUUACCAGGGUUCAGCCAUAGCUUUGUUGGUAAACGCGAUGACCAAGACGAAGCUUUAGAAAAACGCAAAAGUUUUAGCCAUAGCUUUGUAGGCAAACGCGAAGAUCUAGAAGACAUGGAGAAACGUAAAAUGGGCUUUAGCCAUAGUUUUGUGGGCAAGCGUGACGCUUUAGGCGAAGAUGUUGUAAAGCGUAAAAUGGGCUUUAGUCAUAGCUUUGUGGGCAAGCGAAUGGGAGACAAACCCCUCAGUAAAAAUCUAGAACAGUUUUCCAAAUUUGAAUCCAGCAAUUCCAUCAGUAGCAACGAAGCCUCGUCCGAGCGAAUGGCGGAUCAUCCAAUCGGAAACAUGGAGGCCCAGUCGUCUGCUAGCAGUAGCAAGGAAACUUCCAGUACAGAAGAGUCCUCCACGUGAUGUUGGAAGACUUUUUGUGUAAUUUAACCACAAAAUAUUUUGUUGAACGCAAACAAUUUUGUUCAGUUUGUUAACUCUGUUUCCACAUCCCCAAACUUUUUUUUUCCUCAUGCAGAAGCCACGUGGGAGAGCAUCACGGGUAAAAAAAAAAAAAUUGGCGGGAAAAUAUGUUUUAAAAUAAAUUGGGGGUCCAACAAAUGUAUUUUAAUUUUGAAAUGUAAACAUUUUUAUUUGACGAUCUCGACAAAAAUUGUGAUACAGUCCUAGCUCAAAGAAAUAAAAUGACACAUCUGUAAUAAACUUG
Messenger RNA from Biomphalaria glabrata, 2757 nucleotides. Its product is annotated as enterin neuropeptides-like. NCBI's taxonomy places the organism in Eukaryota, Metazoa, Mollusca, Gastropoda, Planorbidae. The transcript has 4 exons. The coding region runs from base 405 to 2453 and encodes 682 amino acids. The record is from RefSeq and is a predicted model, not a curated record.